Aspergillus caelatus is the source of this 1076-nucleotide messenger RNA. Its product is annotated as SAM-dependent methyltransferase. NCBI's taxonomy places the organism in Eukaryota, Fungi, Ascomycota, Eurotiomycetes, Eurotiales, Aspergillaceae. Gene Ontology annotation, biological process: peptidyl-arginine methylation. Gene Ontology annotation, molecular function: protein-arginine omega-N monomethyltransferase activity. The record is from RefSeq and is a predicted model, not a curated record. The coding region runs from base 280 to 918 and encodes 212 amino acids. The transcript is spliced from 5 exons.
UUUUCCUUUCCUCUCUUCUUGUUCUUGUUCUCUCUCUCCCCUCUCUGUGUGCGUGUGUGUCUGUGUGUAUGUCUCUCUGUCCCUCUUUCUAAUCGUCUCCGUAUCUAUCUGUAAACCGCCUUUUUAUGUUCUCUCCUAGUUUCUCGGUUGCUCCAACAGCGGCCACUUCGUCAUUGAUCCCGAAUUCAGAUCGGCCCACCAUCUCGGCAUAAUAUUAUCCCCAUUGCUCUGUGCUAGACUUUCUCAUUUGGACAUAGUCGUCUUUCAAAUUGUAUCACAAUGACAGGCCAGAACCCCUCCAAAAACCCAGUCACUAUUGUGGUUGAGCAUUUGGACCCUGAAUUGGGGACUUGGUCGGCCUUGGAAUAUGGCUGCAUCGCUCGCGAAUCGCAUGCGGCUGGCAGCCAAUUUCUCCUUAGCUCGGUGCCCACCUCCCUGCAGAUGCCAGAAGAUUUGGCCGCGACAGAAGGAUUAAAAGUCGAGCACCGCAGCAUUGAAGAGAUUUUUGCGGAUCGAAAGUCUAAGAUCUGCCUGUUAGACCCCGCGGCUCAGGCUGAAUUGAGCCCCGCCGAUGGAGAAAUUUUUGAAGUGUUCCUUUUCGGGGGUAUCCUUGGCGAUGAUCCUCCGCGAGAUCGCACUUCGGAAUUGAGAAAGAAGGGUUAUGCUGGAAGACGACUCGGUCCCAAACAGAUGACGACUGAUACAGCCGUGCGUGUUACCCGCAUGGUUGUGCAUGAGAAAGUGCCUUUAGAAAAUAUCCAGUAUAUCGAUUACCCUGAGAUUUUAAUAAAUGAGCAUGAACGAACUGAGAUGCCCUUCCGCUAUGUGAGAGGGGAUGAUGGACAACCUAUCAUGCCUCAGGGGAUGGUUAAUCUUAUCAAAAAAGACGCGGACCAGGGCAUCGAUGAUCUUUUCUGAUCUGGGCUAUAAGCGUCCACUACAAAGUGUACAAAGAAGGGGAGAGGGAAGGACCAGAUGUGUGUGUGUGUGUGUGUGUGUGUGUGAUGAACAAACAUGGAGACUGAGAUUUGAGCAAGUUUUCCUAUUCACCUUCAUCGCCUUGCACUGCUACACAU